Anisakis simplex (herring worm) is the source of this 423-nucleotide messenger RNA. NCBI's taxonomy places the organism in Eukaryota, Metazoa, Nematoda, Chromadorea, Rhabditida, Anisakidae. The record is from the annotation of a GenBank genome assembly.
AUGAAUAGGGAAGUGCAUAGUUCUAGCGAUGCUCUCCUAACGCUGUCGUCACUUCUGGAUGAUCCGACAUCGAGAUCACAUUGCGAUUUAAUCAAAUCGCUGAAAGCUAAGAUUUGGUUAUCAGCAAUCAAAGCGAAUUCCGCAUUAUGGAGGCAAAUGCGUUCUGGCGUUGGAAAUGGUGGUGUAGCAGAUCAUAAACAAACAGUUUAUUGUGAAUUGCUGCAAAGACUGGUGGAAUGUGAUGAAGUUUUGGAUUGCCGGAAACUUGAGUUAUUGCCGAACACCGAGGAGCUGAUUGGUUGUAUGACCGAGCUGGGAAAGAAUCAGCGAUUCACGUUCAUCGUGCGAUCUGAAGAGGAGCUGGCACGUCGUGAGGUCGGUGAACUGGCGAAUCGUAAGAAAGCGGAAGCUNGAUUACAUUGA